CCAGGGGACAAUAUUGGGGCGAUGGUUCACCACACGGGGCGGUCGUGAUGUCGAGGGUUACUUGGGCAUUCCAUACGCAGCUCCACCCCUGGGCCCACUCCGGUUCAGGCCACCACAGCCUCCUCUACCAUGGGAAGGUCAGCUGGAUGCUACAGAAGACGGCCAAGAAUGUCUGCAAGCCAUGGUCCCCGUUGGAGCUGAAGACUGUCUUUAUCUCAAUGUUUACACACCACAUGCUACACCCAAACCGAAAUACACAGUAAUGGUGUUUAUCUAUGGUGGUGGCUUUGAGAUUGGUUCUGCCUACAGUUACACAUACGGACCAGACUAUUUCUUAGAUGAAGACAUAGUUCUCGUCACUCUAAACUACAGAGUGGGAGUUUUAGGUUUCCUGUCCCUGGAUGACCCAGCAUUGCCAGGAAACCUUGGGCUCAAGGACCAAAGAUUAGCUCUGCGCUGGAUUCACAGGAACAUCAUAUACUUCGGAGGAGAUCCUCGAAGGAUAACCAUAUUUGGCCAGAGUGCGGGAGCAGCCAGUGUCCACUAUCAUAUGAAGUUUACAUCACACGAAGGUUUGUUCAGAUCAGCAAUAUUACAGAGUGGUUCAUCGUUUGACUGUUGGGCCUUCCAACCUCCUGGAUCUCAACAGAUUUACAUCGAUUUUAUCGCUGCAAGAACUGCUUGUAACCAAACAAACUCCCAUGAGUUUGUUGACUGUUUACGAACAGUACCAGCUGAAAGAUUUUCAAUAAUACUUGGACAGCUUUUGGUUAAUUCAGACCCCUUGAUGAGGAAGGUCACCCUGCUGACUCCAGUGAUUGAGCCUCCCGGAUCAGAAGAUCCUUUCAUUACAGUUGACCCCUACACUGUCCCCACAGCUGUCCCCAUGAUAGCUGGAGUCACAGACAUGGAGGCCUUAGACAUCAACCUGCCUCCUUAUUUGUAUCAGGAUCCUACAGACACUUUGUUUGCUGGGUUAGAUUCAAACUACACUCUAUUUUUGCCUGUCAAUCUGCAAUACAACGACACAGCAGAGGACCCCGUUUUUGUCUCCAAAAAGUUAAAAGAAUUCUACCUUGGGGAUGAACACUUUGCUAGGAAGAAUUACUUGGACAUUGUAAAGUUGUACUCUGAUGGCUCCUUCAUCAAUGGUGUUUACAGGGCUGCGAGAUCAAAUAGGCAGAAGACGUACUUUUAUUUAUUCAGUUACCUAGGGUUGAAUUCCAUCACUUACUCAACAGGAAGCACUGGUAGAUUUGGAGCUGCACAUGCAGACGACCUCUAUUUCUUCUUCAAAGUAAAUGCACCUGCAGAUGAGGUACCUGCCGAUGUGGAAUUAUCCAAGAAGUUGGUCAAAAUGUGGACAAACUUUGCUCAACACUUUGACCCCAACGGUAACCACUUGGAUGUCCACUGGGCUCCAGUUUCCACACCGCACAUUGAGUAUCUUAGUAUCGGACAGACCAAUAUUACCAUGGAGGAAAAACCAUUCCUCCCCUCUAGAAUGGAGUUUUGGGAUGAACUACCUUUUAGAAAUAAACCGAUCGAGUUUAAGUGGCCAUCAACUCCAUCCCACAGCUUGUCAAUAUCCAGAAUCACAGAGAAAUACUUGGGUAACAGGCAAGGCCAGCAAACAUCUCACCUCUACGCUUCUGAUUCAGAGUAGUGACAAUAUUAAUUUUUCCUAAUAGAAAAAUCGAAUCAAUUUUGAGAUUUUGAACAGCUUAGGGAGAAAUGGUUCUUAAUUGCAGAUACAUUUAUGUCCUAGGAUAACCUAGGAUAUUGUGUUGGUAAAUGAUUCUAGCUACUGUAAGACUAUAUAACAGUAUUUGAUUUCUGUUUUCAACAUCAUGUUUAGAAAAAUAAAUCUGUUUUAAUAAAUUCA
Molecule: messenger RNA, 1885 nt
Organism: Macrosteles quadrilineatus (aster leafhopper)
Lineage: Eukaryota; Metazoa; Arthropoda; Insecta; Hemiptera; Cicadellidae
Product: juvenile hormone esterase-like
Exons: 11
Coding region: 182-1666 (494 amino acids)
Source: RefSeq, a predicted model, not a curated record